Molecule: messenger RNA, 1046 nt
Organism: Bubalus bubalis (water buffalo)
Lineage: Eukaryota; Metazoa; Chordata; Mammalia; Artiodactyla; Bovidae
Product: phospholipase A2 inhibitor and Ly6/PLAUR domain-containing protein
Exons: 8
Coding region: 1-960 (319 amino acids)
Cellular component (GO): extracellular region
Molecular function (GO): phospholipase inhibitor activity
Source: RefSeq, a predicted model, not a curated record
AUGAAGCCAUCUGCAAAACCUGAGACCUUCCUGCUGGCCAUGGCGCUGCUCUGCACCCUCCUGGGUCUGGGACUAAGGAGCCAGGCCCUUCUCCUCAUCGUCAUUGAUCUUUUUUUAUCUGGGAUGCAGAACUCAGCCUCAGGGUACUCACUAAGCUGUGAGGUGUGUGUCGGUGACCGUCCCAGUUGCAGAGGAAAACUGCAGACUUGCGCCCCGGAUGAGGACUCCUGCAUAGUUGUCGUGACUGAGACCAACAGAAAGGCCUCCUUGGUGGUGACCAGCUACAAGGGGUGUGCGAAAUCCAGCCAGUAUGAGUCCGGAUUCUUCGGCAUCACCAUGAACCCUGAGAACUACAUGGGCUCCAAGAGGCGCUGCUGCCAGAAGGAUGGCUGCAACCAGGACCCCCUGCCCGCGUUCGUGAGAAACCAUACAGAGAAUGGCCUUCGGUGUCCUUCCUGCAUCGCUGCCUUUAUGGAAACAUGCACUGCGACUGCGGAAGCGCUCUGCGUUGGCGAGGAAACCCACUGUGUCGCCGUGUCUGGCCUCGUGCGGCCUGCAAGUGACAAACUUGCAGUCCAGGGCUGUGGUACCAAGACCGCCUGCCACACCAAGCCUGGGACACUGGUGCCCUCAGGCUCUCGUUUGUUUACCAUCAAGAAGACCAGCUCAUUCAGGAGAAAUCUGACAGAGAAUGGCCUUCAGUGUCCUUCCUGCUCCACCUUCCUCAAGGAAACAUGUACCCCGACUGAGGAAACGUUCUGUUUGGGUGAAGAAACCCGCUGUGUCACCAUGACUGGCCUCAGGCACCCUGCAGAUGUCAAAUUUGCUUCCCAGGGAUGUGCUAUGGAGAACGCCUGCCACAUCAAGCCUGGGACCCUGGUGCCCUCAGGCUCUCAUUUGCUGACCAUCAACAAGAUCAGCUGUCUUCCAAGCCCCCAGGCUUCUGGCAAAGCUGAGUGAAGAACUGAGGCCCAUGUAGUGUUUGGUCUCCAUUCCUUCUCAGCUAUAGCUUCCCACGUGUCUAUAAAUUAAACGAAUCAACAGAA